AUGGUGAACACGGGCAUGCAGCUGAUCAGCUUCACCUGCGCCGUGACGGGCUGGAUCAUGGCCAUCGCCGUGACGGCGCUGCCUCAGUGGAAGGUGUCGGCCUUCAUCGGGACCAACAUCCUGACCUCGGAGAUGAAGUGGGAGGGCAUCUGGAUGAACUGCGUGUACCAGACCACGGGCCACAUGCAGUGCAAGACGUACGACUCCAUGCUGGCGCUGCCGCCCGACGUGCAGGCCGCCCGCGCCCUCAUGUGCCUCGCCAUCUUCCUGGGCUGGCUGUCCUGCACCGUGUCCUGCUGCGGCAUGAAGUGCACCACCUGCGCCGGCGACGACCGCCGCGCCAAGGCGGGCAUCGCGCUGGCCGGGGGGAUUCUCUUCAUCCUCACGGGCCUGUGCGUUCUGAUCCCCGUCUCCUGGACCGCCAACACCGUGGUCCAGGACUUCUACAACCCCAACGUGCCCGUCAUGCACAAACGAGAGCUGGGCCAGGCCAUCUACCUGGGCUGGGCCGCUGCCGUCAUCCUGAUGAUCAGCGGCGCCGUGCUGAGCAGCACCUGCCCCCUGAUGGAGCGGGGCGCCCGCUACCGCCGCGGCUACAUCGGCCGGAGCUUCGCCAACUCGCCGGCACCGGAUCCCCCCAAACCCAUCGCCUCUAACGCCGUCCCGCUGCAGGAGUACGUGUAG
Molecule: messenger RNA, 684 nt
Organism: Nematolebias whitei (Rio pearlfish)
Lineage: Eukaryota; Metazoa; Chordata; Actinopteri; Cyprinodontiformes; Rivulidae
Product: claudin-4
Exons: 1
Coding region: 1-684 (227 amino acids)
Biological process (GO): bicellular tight junction assembly; cell adhesion
Cellular component (GO): plasma membrane; bicellular tight junction
Molecular function (GO): structural molecule activity
Source: RefSeq, a predicted model, not a curated record